Molecule: messenger RNA, 9393 nt
Organism: Drosophila ananassae
Lineage: Eukaryota; Metazoa; Arthropoda; Insecta; Diptera; Drosophilidae
Exons: 7
Coding region: 290-8446 (2718 amino acids)
Biological process (GO): regulation of DNA-templated transcription
Cellular component (GO): RSF complex
Source: RefSeq, a predicted model, not a curated record
UGUACAGCAUGCAGUAUUUUUUGCCAAUCAGCACACAGCCACACUGAUAGUCACAAUAGAAAAUAAAGCCUUUUCAUUUGUUUUAAAUAGUGGUUUUUAUUUGCAAAAAGGCUAGCCCUGCCCUCACAAAUAUGCAUAUUCGAGAGCCAACACUGUUGUCCGUCUAGACAGCUUGCGGUUCGAACUAAUGAUGAGUGUUAUCAGUGCGAAUUGUGCCGAUUUACCAGAGUAGUAUACAAUUUUUUCGUGGGCUACGAAAAAUUUUCCCCGUUCUCGGGACGCAUGAAAAAUGGCGGCUUCCGAAGGGCCAACAAAUCCAAUUCAAACAGAGGCGAUCUCGGAGGAGUGCAAGGAUGACGACGCUAUGACCUCCACGCACCAUACGUGCGCCAACGAUCCCGACUUUGCUGUGAUUUGUGCGUUUUUGCAGAAAUUCGCCAAGGACCUGGGCCUCAACUUGCCGAAUUUCAAAAAUUUGCAGGACUGGUUGACCAACAACGAUGAAGUUACCGAGCUAAAGGACCUGCACAUAAAGCUUUUAAGAAAAACCCGAAAGACGGUUCAUGAGAAGAGCUGGGAGUCGGCCCUUAGCAAAUUUUGCUUUGGCUAUUCUGUCCAGGAUGCCUGGGAGGUGGAACGCUUUGGUUACAAGAACUCGAGUCUCCGGGUUAAGCUACGAAUACUCCGGGAACUUUUGGAAAGCCAGUUCGAGCGAAAUGCCAAAUUCCGCGCCCACAUCCUGACCUUGAAUGCGAAUACCCUGCGAUCAGAGCCCAUUGGGCGAGAUCGAUUGGGGCAUACCUACUGGCUAACGCAGGACGCUGACUGCAACCUGCGCAUCUACCAGGAGCACCUCGACGAAGAGAUCUGGCAGGUGGUGGCCACCAACCGGGAGGAGUUCGUCAAUCUCAUCGCUAGGCUUCGCGGCAACGAGGUGGUGCUGCCGUCCAAGGACAUUGGAGAGGCCGACGAGGAUACCAGCAGUAGCAAUAGUUGCCCGGACAAGCCGCCACCGCCCGAGGAAAGGGAGGAGGAGGAUGAGAACGAAAAGGAGCCGGAAGAACAGCCUGUAAAGGCGAUACCCAACCUGAAAAUCAAACUGCGUUCCCCAGAGCAGGACGAGCAAAAGACCAAAAAGGUCAAGCCACUGCUCAUCAGCCAGGCCAAACUAAGCGGCACUGCCUCCCCCGCUCAAGUCAAAAAACGUUCGGUCGAGGAGGUGGAUAGCAGUCCCACGGCUUCCCAGGAGCAGCACCAGUUGAAAAAGUACCGACCCACACUUCUGGACACAAAGCGCAUCAACAAGCCAAGUCGUUAUGAGAGCUCCAAACACGAAAACGAAGGGGAGUCUGGAGAGGAGGAGGAGGACGAUGAUUCCGAACUGGAUGAGGCCGAGGAGGAGGAGGAAGAGGAUAUUGACAGCGCUGCGGCGGACAUCGAAGAGGACGACGACGAUGAUGAUGAUGAAGAAGUAGGCGAGGCCAUCGAGGAACCAACUGUUGUGGUGCAGGGCCAAGGAUCGGGGAAGGAUUGUGAGGCAGUUCCCACACGCCAAACCUGGGAAGUGCCCUUUUCGUUCGAAUGCGACGAACUCGAUUUUAGUGAAGUCGUGGAAGACCCCGAGGUGCAUGUGAUUGGCCAAGGAAGUGGCCACGACUGCCUGGUGGGAAAUGGAAAGAACGAGGCUGCCGAAGGGGAGACCACCACUGAACAAUCGGAGCCCAAGGCAACCUUCUUCUUCGGCGAGCCAGGGUGCCUGAAGUUGAGCCCAAUUAAGCAGACAUCAAAGCCAGAGGCGAAGCGCAGCAUCUUCGACAGCCUCAGCGAGGAGAAGACAAAUGGAGAAAGCGAGAAGCCCAAAGAGGAGUCAUCGCUGCCCAAUGACCCAAUGAGUCCUAAAGAGUCUUUGCAAGCACCUGCUCCCUCCCGCGAAUCGAACGAAGCGCCUGAAGAAGAAACAAAUACAAAUGAAAGUUCAAAAGAAGAGCUCAAGGAUAAGGAAGAUCUUGUGGAGAAUGAAGUCCAUCAGGAAUAUAAAAUCAAAGUGAUUGAAACAAGCCCUGAAGUUUCAUCCAAACCUGAACUCAAAGAGGCUGUUCAAGAAGCCACAUUUUCUUCAGAAAGUGCAGCAGGUGCUGAACCCAAGGCGGAAGAAGGAGAAACAAGAGAACUGGCUCUUAUCCCUGAUAGAAGCCUCGAGGAAGCAGACUCAAAGGCUAAACCCGCAGAAGAGGCUCCUAUUGAAAACAGCGUGGCUUUAAAGAGCGAUCAUGAACUUGCCCCAGACCAAAAGCGGACGAAAACUGACGCGGAGAGCGAUAGAAGAAGCUCCUAUGACGAUCGGAGUAGUGACUUGACUGCAACUAAAAGUGAAGAACAUGAAGCACAAGCUUCUAUCGCCUCCACAAACCAAACUAAAAGCAAUACUUCCUUGAAGGAAACCAUCCCCACUCCCCCAGAGACUCUAGAAACCGAAAAAGUUGUUCCUGACCCAUCUGUUACCAAAAAAGAGCCUCCCAAAGAGCCGCCCCCCAAUCAGAUACUAGAGGCAAACAAGGACGAUGAGACAAUAAAGAAGAGCAACGCCUCCCCAGAUAUUGAAAGAAUAUCGGACCAAGUACAAAAAGAUUUUCCCAAUCCUGUCAAGAGUCUAAUUUCCAAAGAGAAUGGAAGUGGCACUGCGGAAGAGAGUGGCAUGAAGCCCAAACCCAAUGAUGAAUCAGUACCUAAGCCAACUUCUCCGGCGACAGCUAGUGGGGAUGCCCUUCAGUCGAGAAAUCGCAAGCGACGGCUUAACGAGUGCGACCGCAAUCUCAGAAACUCUACCUCAGAGAGCGAAGUUCUGGAGGAUGAGCAUAAGCAGGCCCAGGAGGAGGAAGCUAACCAGGAUGAUCUGGACGUGGGCGGGAAACGCAUCAAGAUGCGUCCGAAAAUCACGAACGUGGAGUCGAGACGCAAGGUGGAAGCCCAGAAGACCCAGAUCGAGGAGACAACGUCAUCCAGCGGCGAGGAGGAUCCCCGGAGUCGUUAUAAGGUCGCUGCCCCCAAGAGGAACUUGGAGAAGUCUCCGCCCACCAAACAGAAACCCACUCUGGCGGAGAUUAUCGAAAAGAAGCUUAAGAAAACGCCAGAAAAGGCGCCUCCAGAAAACGAGUCUUGCGAGGACAGUUCCAAAAAGGAUGGUGGAGAUGCCCCUCUGCCGACGCCGCUCACGGAAGCUACUCCCCCGCCCACAUCCUUUAGUCCUCCCAAGAAGUCCCCAGUGACCAAGCCUCUGAAGAAGAAUCUCCUAACGCAACUGCGGCAGGAGGAGAGCGAUGAAGAGCCCGUGCCUCGAAAGCGGACCAACAGCGAAACCACUGUGCCUUUGAUCCCAGCUCCGAGUAGCUCACUCGGAAAGUCAGAGGAGAGUUAUCGCAAACGCCGCAGCAGCGACGAAGCCAAGGACUCCGCCUCAAAGGAAUCAUCGCCCAGCGACGUGACUGCCUCCAUUCCGAACGAAAAGCUCAAGCGAAACGAAGAGAAGAGCAUCGACAAUGCCGAGGAAUCUCAGGAGGUGGCAUCCAAAGAGUCUUCGCCUCCUGCCAAGGAAGCAUCCGUGCCUCCUGAAGGAUCAGCGCGCCGAUCUGGUCGUCGCGGAGGAGCCGCCGUUGUAUUUUCCGAACUCCCCCAACCGAAGAGGACAAGGGGUGGCUCGAAGGAGAAGCCUCCGUCUGAGGACAAAGUUAAGGAGGAGUCCGAGGAGGAAGAUCAUCAGGAGAAGCCCUCACCCAAAGCCUUGAAGCCAAAAUCUGAGACUAAACGUAAAUCUUCUGAUGAGGAACCUGCCAAGAAGUCGCCGGUUAAAGAGGAGGCAGUCAAGAAGGAAUCCCUCAAGGAAGAUCCAAUCAAGGAGGAACCUAUCAAGGAUGAACCAAUCAAGGAAGAAACAAUCAAAGAAGAACCAGUCAAGGAGGAACCAAGCCAGGAGGAUCCAGUCAAAGAGGAGCCAAAAGAAGAGCCGAAACCAAAAGUUGGCCGAGGACGUGGUCCGCGAAAGAAGCGUGAGGUGGACACCACUAACAUCAUUGAGGCCAACGACUCCGAGACCCCCGUGCGCCAAUCUCGGCGAAUAGCCCAGCAGAAGAUCAAGGAGGAAGCCGAACGGCGUAAGCUGGAGGAGGUCGCCCUGCGGAGCAUGAAGCAGGAGCUCAAGAAAAAGAAGAAGGCCGAGAAAGAGGCAGAUCCCACUGUGCUGGAGCCGUCGGGCGAGGAGUCCGAGUCCGAGGCCAGUGAAGCCGAGGAGGAGGCUCGCAGUAAGAAGAAGAAGAAGUGUCCCGGAAAGGACGGUUGGUCGUCCGACUCCGAGGAGCAACCCGAGAGCGAAGAGGAGGAGGAGGAGCCGCCUCACUACGAGACUGAUCCCGGGUCGCCGCUCUUCCGUUCGGAUCACGAGUUCUCGCCCGAGUCUGAGCUGGAGGACGAGUCCCAGGUGGUGCCUAUGAAGCGUGCGAGGACUGUGCGCAAGGAGAACGCCGAGGACCAGAGCGAUGAUGCGGAGGAAGCGUGCCAGAAGUGCGGAAAGUCCGACCACCCCGAGUGGAUUCUUCUCUGCGACACUCCGGCCUGCAACAAGGGCUACCACUGCUCCUGCCUUUCGCCGGUCCUCUUCUACAUACCUGAGGGCGACUGGCACUGCCCGCCCUGCCAGCAGGAGCAGCUUAUUGCGGCUCUAGAGCGUGAGCUGCAGCAGUUCGAUUCCAUGGUGGCGCUGAAGGAGCAGGAGCGACUACUUGCCGAGGAGCAGGCCGAACGCGAGCGGCAGGAGCAGGAGGCGUCCACAAAGGCGGCGGCGGAGGACGACUCAAGGGAAGAGGAUGAGGACAACGAGGAUGAGGAGGAGCAGAAGAUGGCCAGCAAGGCGGUCAAGGUGAAGAGGCGUCGAGGAGACGGACGCAGUAAUCGUCGGGCGGCCAAGCGGGGCACCCGGCGAAGACGGGGCAACGACUCCGAUUCGAGUAAUGGAAAGUAUGCCAGCAGUGGUUCCGGAACUGGGUCGGGGUCUGGGAAGCGCUCCGGCUCUAGCAGCGGUAGCAGCAGCAGCUAUUCCGACUCGGACGACGAGCCCAUCUACAAGCUGCGCAAGCGGCGGCAGAUCAACGUGAGCUACCGACUCAACGAAUACGACGACCUGAUUAACUCGGCGCUGAAGAAGGAGAUGGAUGAGGUGGCGGGAGCUGGGAACUUGGGUCGCGGCAAGGACAUCUCCACCAUCAUCGAGGCCGACAAGGAGAAGGCGCGACGGGGAGAGAACUCCUCGGAUGAAAAGAAGCCGGAGAAGGAGGGCGACGAGUCCGAUAAACAAAAGGAUAAGGGCAGCGAGGACGGUGCCAGCAGCUCCGAGGACGAGAUUCUCGUGCAGCGGUCGAAGGUCAAGCAGCCACCGGCUAAGAAGAAAGCCCGGAAACUAACGACUCUGGAUGUGAGCAGCGAGGAGGACAAUGGCAGCGACGAGGACUUCAAGACCUCCAGCUACUCGGAUGAGGACAGCUCGCAGUCUGGAUCUGGGGACUCCGACUCCAGCCUGGAGGUCUACAGGCGUCCUGGCCGAGGGAAGAAGCAAAGGAAGGCGGCUAGAAGAGCGGCACGGGAGAGACGGAAGGACCGGAAGUUCGUUGUGGAAGGAAGCGACGAGAGCGAGGAGGAGGAGCAGCAGCGGAGCACCAAGUCGAAGAAGAAGAAGAAGGAGGACUCUGACUACACGGAGACUGAAACGGAGGACGACGAAAACGGGUCGGAGCUCUCCGAGAACAUGGACAGUGCUGACUUGUGCGACGACACCACCUCCGACAGUGAGGACGGUGCCUGGCGUCCCUCCUCCAAGCGCAAGAAGGCAAGCGGCGCCAAGAAGUCCAAUGCGAGCGGCAUUGCCCGGAAGUCGCCCAAGCUGAAGAAACCCUUUACCCAGACAGCCAAGAAGGCCAAGCGCUUGGAGUACUCCGACGACGAUAUUAGCGAAAGUGAGCCGGAAGAGGAGGACGACGAUGGCGAGGAGGACGCCCCGUUGUCGGGAAAAGGCUCUGGCAAGCAGCCGCGUUCCCAGCCUCUGAAACCCGCUGGAUCUGCCUCGCAGUCCGGCAAGGGGAAAACCAAACCAAAGCCCAAGAAGAAGAAGCCACCGUCCUCCAACGAUGACGAGGAAGGUGCCGCUUCCGAUGAUCGGACUCGCACCCGCGGAAGACGAUACGCUUAUAUUGAAGAGGAUGACGACAGCUCCGAUGGAGGCAUCAAGCCUGGCGUCCACAGGCCAGACACUCCGCCCGAGGAGCGGCAGAAGUUCAUCCAGCGGCAGGAGGAAAUAAAACGCAUGCUGGCCGAAAAGAAUGCCGAAGGAGCCAAGCUCGCGGCCACACCGCGUCUCACGCCCAUCAAAGGAGCUUCGGGUGCUGGGGGAUCCGAGAAGCGGACACCCGUUAAGGCAGCUGGUGGCGGAGAUUCUCUGUCCACAGUUCCCCUAUCGGUUAUUCGGCAGGCCAAGGUGCUGGACAUUGAUUACCUGCAGCGCAAGGGCGAGACCAUCGGCGAUCUGGAGGACGUGGACGAGUCAGAGCUAGAUGACGCCGAACUACCUGACGACCUACCUGAGGACAUGGAAGACGCCAUUGCGCGUAUGGUAGAGGAGGAGGAACAGUUUAGCGCGGCAGUGGCCGCCAGGGAAUUGCCCGGAGCGGAGGAGGUCCUGCGGACUACACCUUCAAAGGCAAAGCAGGCUGCUAAGAGCGCUCCAGAGGCUGCGCCUGUGGCUCCGGUUCCUGCUGCAGGGCCUGCUCCUGCUCCGGCUCCAGUGCCCAGUGCUUCUGGACUCCAGGAGCCUCUGCGGAAGCGUCUGCCCAUGCCCACAAUGCAUCCGCCGCUACUGAGACAUCCGUUUCCGCACUCCGGUGGCCAAGGUCCGCCUCAUUCGCUACUUCCACCCCAGUCGAUGCACGGGAUGCACCCAAUGCUGCAGCGCCACCUGGCCCAAGCCGUGCCGCCACCGCAGACCAUGCAGCUACUUCAGAACGCCCUCUCAGCCCCCCUGGGCCAGCCGAUCAGCAGAGCCAACUAUCCUCCUGCACCGCCGUCUUCUCAACACUUGCCCCUAGUCAUGUCCAUGCCCUCGGCUGCAGCGGCGGCGGCCCACAUUAUGCAAUCUGUCGCCGCAGCCUCGGCCCGCCCCCCAGAUUCUGCAGCUGGUAAUCCUUCCUCCGAUUCAAAACCACGUGGUAGGCGGAAAAAGGUGACUCCCCUCCGAGACCAACUGCAGAAGCAACAGGCGGCGGCCGCCAUGACUGCGGCUACGACUUCGGUUGCUCCAGGAUCAGGAGCAGUGCCGCCUGCACCAAAGACCAAGGGCCAACCGCUCUUCAAGCUUCAUGAGGAAGCCAACGCCAGCGCUCCACCUAGUGAGGCUCCAGUGAUUCCGCGGAUGCCACCACACCUUCCACCGCACCAUGGCCGGCCGCAUGGACACGGCCCACCUGCAGGCAUGUUUCCCACCACCACGGACUUGGCGAGGUUCUAUGGACAGCCGCCGAUUCCGCCCACUGCUGGGUCCCGUUCUCCUUCGUCGUCGCCAGGCCCGCCGCGACACCUACUGCGGCCGCCGAUGCCCCCUGGUCUGCCUCCAAGCCACUCCACUCUGCGCCCCACGUACGGACCUCCUCCGCCGCUGCGGGGUUCAGUGCCACCCACGUCCACGGCUAGUGUAGGCUCGCAGAAUCCACGGGCCCCGUUCCUUCAUGGUCCGGAGCAUCACGGUGGCCCGCCUGGGCCAUCCAUGGCUUCACCCUACGGCGCUGGACCACCGCCCGCGCGACAUGCCUCGCCUCAUUUGAAUCCCUACAGACCACCCCCCACCAUCUAUGGUAAUCCAAAUUUCCCACCCCGUGUAAAUGGACCUCCAGGUGUUGGGAGUUUGCGACCCGGAUCCGUGGACUAUGCCGCCGGACCACGUGCAUAUCCUCCAUAUGGCUAUUACCCUCCUCCCCCUCCACUGACCACCACAUCGGCUCAUGCUGCACCAAGCUCAGUAAUCGUGAGUGCUCCGCCUUCAUCCACGCCUACAAACCAUUCGGUGUCUGCUCUGACGAGGGAUAAGUCCCCAGCGGCAGGACCUCCGACGCAGCCCCCAGCUCCCUCUCCCGAAGUAGCCCCUGCUCCCACGAUCCCCGUCGAGGGCAGCACUCUCAAGCCGACUUCGGUAAUAACGAGCAAAAAGCUGACCACCCUGGAGGCAUAUACCAUCCAGAAAUCUCCGAUGGCUGUGCCGGGAGCCACCAAUUCACCGGCAGCCAUUGCCGAGGAGGACUCUGGGUCGCCGCGUGAGGCCGGAACCCUAGCCCCUGGCCCUGGUGCGCCAGCUGUGGGAGAGUUCAGCGGAUUGGUGAGCUACUUCAGCUCCCAGCAGGACGACUAUGACACAUAACUAACAUCGCCGGGCGCAUAGAGAUCUGUAAAUAAUGUUGCUCAUGCAUCUAGGAUCGGGCGGAUUCAUUUCUACUUCUAAUUUUCUAAUUUUUAAAACUCACCAAAACUAUCCGAUCUACUCGAAAACUUUUAAAAAGUUUAUUUUCUAAUCGGAUAUUCACUUUAGAUAUAUUUUUGAACAAGAAAGCAGAUAACUUAUUAAAAAUUAACCUGACAAAGCAGCUUCUAUUUGAGGUUUUGGGGACUCCCAUUCAAGAAUAAAUACUAACUUUAUUUAACUUUUAAAUUUUAUUUGAAAAUAAAUCGAACCGCCCUUUUUGAAAAAGAUGUUUACACAGGAGAGUGUGUAUCUGCAUGGAAUGUAACUAUGGUAUGCUUUAGGCCACUUAUCGGAAAUUCAUUCCCAAACGCAAUCUAUAAAGUGCAUAUAAAGUGUUGAAUUGAUUCUCAUUUUACGAAUUAUCUGAUUUUGAUUUCUAAUAAUAUUCAGAGCUAGCUAUAUAUAAACAAUUAUAAAAUUAUGUUAAUUUUAAGCGCCUUUGUCUUAUGUGUCUACUUUUUUUAUUUAUAUGAUUUUCUUUAGCUAAAGCAAAACAUCAACUACUUGUAGUAUUCUAAUUUUAGAUGUAAAUUGUACAAGCUCUAACGAAAUACGCAUAAGUUAUCUAUGAUACAUACCAUUAAAACUUAACAAGCAUAACAAGAAAUCUUGUGCAUAAUCCACACUACAGGUAACGAAGAACAAACUACUACAUUCAAGGCAGCGGCAGAUUGCUUUAGCAUGUAUACUUAUGAUUAAAUUAAUUAACUAAACAACUUAAGCAAUUAACACGGAAUGCUGCGCAUCAUAUAACAGAUAAACCUACCUAAUCAUUGCAAAACUGCAAACGGUAUUCUGAUAAUGAGAGAAAACAAUAAAAUCAUUUAUCAUUAGUUGAAAAAAUC